CUUUCAAAACAACUCCCUUCUCGGGUGUCCAUUUUUCAUUUCCCCCUGAAUUUUAUCCGUAAAUCCGUUUCGCCACGAUGGUAUCGAUUGUCCCCUCCCGGUUCGCGGGACUGCGAAUCGAAGACGACGACGACGACUUUGUGCGGCCCAAGCAGAAGGCGAAAUCCAGCGCUUCGUCCUCCCAGAACAACAACAAUCAAAAGCAACAGCAGCAACAACAAAAGAAGCCGAAGCCGAAAAAGCCCAAGAAGCCAGUCAGCGCCGAGGUGCAAACCGAGCAGUGGAACAAAUGGCAGGAAAAGGACACGGAAAUUGUGGAAACGCACUACGAAAAGGACCUGGAACAGGCGCUGCUGCUGUCCAAGCUUGACUUUGAGGCCAACAAGGUCAAAUAUGUCCAAUCGGAGCGGGAAGCCAAGGCCGCUGCCAAGCCGAAAAAGAGCCGUCCGCUGUCGCUGCAGGCGUUCCAGACCAAGGUCGAGAAGGACACCAGCGAGAAGGAAGUGCAGCGACAGCGCAAAGAGGAAGAGGUCGAGUACAACCGGAAGUUUACCUUCUUCGAGCAGAUUGACCGCGAAACCAAGCAGAUCAUCCGCAAGGAGCAGUUCAAAGAGAUUAUGGCCAACCGGGAGUACCCGAUCGAGAAGACCGGCUCGGACGACGAUGAAAAGCCGGAGGAAUCUGCUCCGCUGAGCGAACUCGACGUGGUCAAGGCGGAAAACGAAGCGUUGAAGACGGAACUGGCCACGCUCCGGUUCAAGUACAAAAAGAUCUGCUCGGUGCUGAAGAGUGGCGAAAUGAAGGACAAAACCGAUCUGCUCGUGGAGAUUGAAAAGCUCAAGCGGACCCAGGAGGACAUGUCGGCAGAGCUGAGUGCCCUGUACGUCCAGCUCGAGCAGGAAAAGUCCAAAACGAACGCCGGCGGGUCCAGUCACCACGACCAGAAGGGAAAGGGCGACCGGUCCGGGGCCGGUCGGAAGUCGGUCCGGUUUGAUGCUUCGUCCGAGGUGCAGCACAACGGCAGGGCUGAUUAGUUUGAUGCAAUUUUAAUCUAUUUUCAUGUUCCUUUCGAUGAAUGAAACCAUUUUUUCUCCUUUUUAAAUCUGUGUGGUUAGUUUGAGCGAAAAAAAAUCAUUCUAAAUUCCAAUUUUACGGUAUUGUACGGCAGUAAUUAAAACGUGGUAGUGCAAAUAAAUUUACGAAUCUCAUCCCAAAAAAGA
Culex pipiens pallens (northern house mosquito) is the source of this 1220-nucleotide messenger RNA. RefSeq names its product G kinase-anchoring protein 1-like. The coding region runs from base 78 to 1034 and encodes 318 amino acids. NCBI's taxonomy places the organism in Eukaryota, Metazoa, Arthropoda, Insecta, Diptera, Culicidae. The record is from RefSeq and is a predicted model, not a curated record. Gene Ontology annotation, biological process: signal transduction. The transcript is spliced from 2 exons. Gene Ontology annotation, cellular component: Golgi apparatus.